Molecule: messenger RNA, 3536 nt
Organism: Scomber scombrus (Atlantic mackerel)
Lineage: Eukaryota; Metazoa; Chordata; Actinopteri; Scombriformes; Scombridae
Gene: clpxb
Product: caseinolytic mitochondrial matrix peptidase chaperone subunit Xb
Exons: 15
Coding region: 285-2159 (624 amino acids)
Biological process (GO): proteolysis; protein catabolic process; protein folding
Cellular component (GO): mitochondrial matrix
Molecular function (GO): ATP hydrolysis activity; ATP binding; zinc ion binding
Source: RefSeq, a predicted model, not a curated record
GUUAGCCGGGUAGCCGACCUACUUCAUAACAGCAGGCGUUACAUCACUUUGGGUCGUGUCCCACCUGGGAAAUAUCGGCCUGAAGGAGUCACAGCGCUGCCAAAUUCACAUGAUAGGCACUGCGAUGUUAGCAUGACACACUGACCUGUCAAGACUUUAACAGAAGAGAAAAGAGAGAGAGCUGCGUUGACUUAAUUUGUUUUUGUCAAGACGCGACUGGUUUUAUCUUUACCCCACCCCCCCUCCUCCUCCUCUCCACCGAAUUCUGAGCCAAAAGAAGAGUUAUGUCCUGUCCAUGCACUUCGGCUGCCAGGUUGUUCCUAAACACUGCUCAUAGAGGAUUAUCCUGCUCCCGGAUUCAGCUGUUUUCUCUGAGUCGCCAGGGGUCUCGCGAAACUCAUUUGCCUCCCCGGGUCCGGGUGAGGUCGUUUUCAGAGACUGCAGUCUGCUAUGCCUCUAAAGAUGGGACAACAAAGGACGGCGGAAGUGAUGGUGGAAAGAAAAGCAUCAGUGAGGGGAAGAGACUCUCCGGAUCUGGCGGAUCAGGCAAGGGAGGAAGUCAGCUCCGAUGCCCUAAAUGUGGAGACCCCUGCACACAUGUAGAGACAUUUGUAUCAUCAACACGAUUCGUCAAAUGUGAGAAAUGCCAUCACUUCUUUGUGGUUUUGUCCGAAACGGAUUCUAAGAAGGGUCUGAACAAAGAGCCAGAAUCUGCUGCGGAGGCUGUAAAACUGGCAUUUGCACAGAAACCUCCACCUCCCCCCAAGAAGAUAUAUGCUUACCUUGACAAGUACGUUGUUGGCCAGUCCUAUGCAAAAAAGGUGUUAGCGGUUGCAGUGUACAAUCACUACAAGCGCAUCUACAACAACAUCCCUGCUGGGAGUCGACAGCAGGUGGAAGUGGAAAAACAGCCCUCCCUGACACCUCGUGAGCUAGAGAUGAGAAGACGAGAGGAUGAAUACAGAUUCACAAAGCUGCUGCAGAUUGCAGGGAUCAGCCCUCAUGGAAACGCUCUGGGAGCAUCAAUGCAGCAGCAGACGAGCCAGCAGGCGCCUCAGGAGAGGAGGGGCGGGGAGGUCCUGGACUCCACACACACUGAAAUUAAACUGGAGAAGAGCAACAUCAUACUUCUAGGUCCAACUGGCUCAGGAAAAACACUGUUGGCGCAGACGCUGGCACGAUGUCUGGAUGUCCCAUUUGCAAUUUGUGAUUGCACCACACUUACUCAAGCUGGAUAUGUGGGAGAAGACAUUGAGUCAGUCAUUGCCAAACUGCUGCAAGAUGCCAACUACUCAGUGGAUAAAGCACAGCAAGGUAUUGUGUUUCUGGAUGAGGUGGAUAAGAUUGGCAGUGUGCCUGGCAUCCAUCAGCUGAGAGAUGUGGGAGGAGAGGGAGUCCAGCAGGGUUUGCUUAAACUUUUGGAGGGAACAAUUGUCAACGUUCCUGAGAAAAACUCCAGGAAGCUGAGAGGAGAGACGGUGCAGGUCGACACAACGAACAUCCUGUUUGUUGCAUCUGGUGCCUUCAACGGACUCGACAGAAUCAUUAGCAGAAGAAAGAAUGAAAAGUAUUUGGGUUUUGGAACUCCCUCCAACCUGGGCCAAGGGCGGCGCGCAGCAGCUGCAGCAGACCUGGCCAACACCAGUGGUGAGACGGACACAGUGGCAGAGAUCGAGGAGAAGGACAGGCUGCUGAAGCUUGUCGAGGCCAGGGACCUGAUCGAGUUUGGAAUGAUCCCAGAGUUUGUCGGCCGACUUCCUGUGGUCGUCCCUCUGCACAGCCUGGAUGAAGAAACGCUAGUCCGAAUCUUGACUGAACCACGCAACGCUGUGGUGCCCCAGUACCAGGCUCUGUUCAGCAUGGACAAAUGUGAACUCAAUGUGACUACAGAUGCCUUGCGGGCCAUAGCUAGGAUGGCUUUGGAGAGAAAAACUGGAGCUCGUGGGCUCAGAUCCAUCAUGGAAAAGCUCCUGCUAGAGCCAAUGUUUGAGGUGCCGCACUCCGACAUUAUGGCUGUUGAGUUGAACAAAGAGGUUGUCCAAGGAAAAUCACAACCCAGAUACGUCAGAGCUCCAGCCAAGGAGUCUGCAGAGGAGGAGUACGACUCUGGCAUUGAAGAGGAGAACUGGCCUCGGCAGGCGGACGCUGCUAACAACUGAACCACGACACUCAUUUCACCUGAAGACAGUGCUGUCUGAAAUCAUUAGAUUACUAUGAACCUUUUGAUACCAUCUCUGGGUUUUCCUAUAGCCCCUGAUAAACUAAGCUGUGGACAUGUAACAGAUAUAAUGAAGGCUGCUGGUUCUCACCGAGGAGUGUUUUCAUAAAGAACAAGUUAAGAGAGUGUAACAACCUACGGUCCCGUGCAUCAGAUGUUAAUUCUCUAGCGGUGCACUCGCAGGGUGGACCUUUAUGAAAUAUUUCAAUCUCUGGGGAUUGUUAACAUUUUAUCUAUAUAAAGAUAAUGCAAUUUUAUUCACGAACAGAUUUGUAGCUAGUUUAUUUGUUUUCUCUUUUUGUGGUGAUGGGAUGUAACGGCAAGGGAAGCAAAUGGAAAUUAUGGGAUCAUACUGUACACUUGAAAACAUGGGGCGCUGAGAAAGUGUAGAUGUGAUGUUACCAUGUCAAGUAUUGCCUUAUAUCAUAAGGGCAUGAUAUUCCAUGAGCACUGUAAAUGUUGAGCUACACUGCUUAGGUAGCACUUGUAAGCAGUUUGUAUGACAUGACCUCUAAUUAGGAGAACACAUUGUAAAGUGUAAGACACCAGCACACUAAACAGAGAAGAAUAAUGCUCUUUUUUAACAGCCAGAAAUGGUUAUUUUUCAGUGUUUUGCUUCCUUCCUCUAGCCCACUCUUUAGGGAAUGUGUACGUGUUCACCUGUAGACCACUCUGUUACCGGACUGGAUCGGGAGUCUGUUUCACAAAGCAGGAAUAGCAAGUUACCCAGGGAAUUUCAAAGUGUAAGUGAGGUUUUAUGUUUUAUCAGCUAACCCACAUCAUACCUGACAGAAUCGUAUUCCUUAAAGCUGACCUACAAGCUCCAUUGUCCAAGAUUCAAUUUCAGUAUCGAACAGAUAGAUAAUCUCCUUCACUGUUAGCUGGCUGCCACUCAAAGCCUGCUUUAGUAAACACCCCUCAGAACAACACAGUUAUUUUAAUUUCCUGUGCGUGUGUGUGUGUGUGUGCGUGCGCUCCAACAGUGAAAAAACACCCUUAGUGAUGUAAUAUCCUGUUACUAAGUUGUACCUCAAUACACGUCUGUAAUCAAGCCUCUACCUAAAUGCUCUCUGAUGAACCACGCUGCUGUACUCUUUAAAACAAAAACAAAAAAAGCUGUUUGUGCUAUAAACUGAGAUUAAACUAGAUCUGUUCUCCCUUUGCUUUAAGUUUCCUUUUCUUUCAGUACACUCUCAAAACGGCUUUUCUCUAUUUUCAGAGGUCUGUUACAGAACCUAUAAACACCCUUAUGUUUGUGAAUCUUUAAAUUUAUUGUGAUUGUUAAAAAUAUAUAAAUAAAAUGUAUAUCUGUACAGAA